AUGAUGAACCCGGAGAUGAUGCGGGUGGCGGAGGAGCAGAUGCGGCGCAUACCCGCCGACGACCUCGCCAGGAUGCAGCGGCAGCUCAUGUCCAACCCGGACCUGCUGAAGCUCGCGACCGAGAGCAUGAAGAACAUGACGGCCGACGACUUCAAGCGAGCCGCCGAGCACCUGAACCAAACAAACCCAGAAGAGAUGGUCGACAUGACGGAAAAAAUCGCCAAGGCCAAGCCCGAGGAGUUCACCGCCAUGAAGGCCCAAGCCGACGCACAGACGUCGCACGCGAUAUCCGCCGCAAAGAUGCUGAAGCGGGAGGGGAACCAGCUCCACCGCGACGGGCAGUACGCCGACGCCGCCGCCAAGUACAAGCUCGCCAGGGAUAACGUGAAGAACGGCGUGCCGUCGGCGGCCGGGCGCGAUCUGCAGCUGCAGUGCAGCGUUAAUCUGAUGGCCUGUUACCUGAAACUAGGCCAGUUUGAGGAGUGCGUCAACGAAGGCUCGGAGGUUUUGAGCUACGACUCGGGCACCGUCAAAGCGUACUACCGAAGGGGUCAGGCGUACAAGGAGCUGGGAAACCUCCAGGCUGCUGUUGCUGACCUGAGUAAAGCCCAUGAAAUGUCUCCGGACGAUGAAACUGUCGCUCAAGUUCUGAGAGAGGCACGAGAAAAACUUGCAACCCAAGGGGAGGCAGCAGAAAACGUGCCAAAGGGACUUGUUAUUGAAGAAGUCGUGGAGGAAGAUGUUAGUUCUGAUCUGUCAAGCGCUCAACGGAAUUCUUCUUCUUCUACUACUGAGCAUACUGUUUCACAACCACAACCACACGACGAAGCACGAAGCUCAAGACAGUCUGACUCUUCAGAAAGCUUGAUCAAUACGUCUCAGGUCCCUGUUGCUCCACAUUUUGGAUCCAAUAUGCCGACUGGCAUGGUUGGUAUGGCAGACCCUGCUACGUGGGAGAUGUUGUCAUCCAUGAUGGAGAACAUGAGUCCUGAAGCGAUGGCAAACAUUAGCGGGCAGUUUGGUAUCGAGUUUUCCAAGGAGGAUGCUGCCAACGCUCAACAGGCUAUGUCUUCGGUCUCUCCACAAGAUUUAGAAACGAUGAUGAAAUGGAUCGGCAGAGCACAGCGAGGAGUCCAAGCAGCAAAGAAGACAAAGGAUUGGCUACUAGGCAGGAAGGGCUUCAUCUUUGCUAUUCUCAUGCUCAUCUUGGCGUUCCUGCUUGGAUUCAUCAGGAGGUGA
Messenger RNA from Hordeum vulgare subsp. vulgare (domesticated barley), 1239 nucleotides. Its product is annotated as outer envelope protein 61-like. Bases 1 to 1239 code for a protein of 412 amino acids. The transcript has a single exon. The record is from RefSeq and is a predicted model, not a curated record. Gene Ontology annotation, molecular function: protein binding. Lineage: Eukaryota; Viridiplantae; Streptophyta; Magnoliopsida; Poales; Poaceae.